This is a messenger RNA of Racocetra fulgida, 330 nucleotides long. Lineage: Eukaryota; Fungi; Glomeromycota; Glomeromycetes; Diversisporales; Gigasporaceae. The record is from the annotation of a GenBank genome assembly.
AUGAAAGCACUUCAACAAUUACUUCAUCAAGUACAAUGGGGUGGACUUGACUUAUUAGUAAUUGACAUGCCCCCUGGAACUGGUGAUACACAACUAACCAUUAGUCAACAAGUUGUUUUAGAUGUUCACGUAUUUGGUCAAAAUGGAGUAUUAAAAACAUCUAAAGAAAUGGGUUUAGAUUAUUUAGGUGAUAUACCAUUAGAUGCUGAUAUUUGUGAAUUAUCAGAUUUUGGUACGCCUGUAGUUGUAACUAAACCUGAUAGUUAUAAUGCGCAAUGUUAUAAAGAAAUUGCAAAAAAGAUAAUGAAUAAAAUAGAUUUAAAAUAUUAG